AAAAUUCGACGCGAAAAAUUCAUCUGGCAUUCUUCGCUUUCUUCCAAAAACCGAUAUAGAUUCUGGAGAGGUCGAGUCGCGGGUUGCUUCAUGGGUGGCGCAAGCGUCCCGACGUUGUUUUAAACUAGGACGCCAUCCAGUCUGCCGUCGGAUGGCGAGAUCGACGAGCACAAAAGUCCUUUUCCAUGUAUAUUUUAAUACAUUACGGGAAUAUACAAAAUCAAUCAUAACUCCGUCAAUUCAAUAUUACAUAAUAUUGAAUGGGGCCGAACAGAAUUCUUAUAUGAAAUAAAUAAUAUACCUAUAUGUAGUAUGUUUUAUCUGGAAGGGUACUUUUGCUAUGUGUGAUGAUCUUUACUCCAAUAUAGUGUUUUUCUUUUUGUGUUGAUGAUCAAUAAUGACAUUUUUUUCAAACGUAAAUGAUGGCUCCAAAAACGGAGUCUGAAACAAAUACAGCGCCGAUUCUGUCAUGGAAUUCUUCCUCAACCUUUGUGAUUACAGAUAUGCGAGAUAGAAGAAGCAGAGAUGUGAGAAAUUUCAAAAUAACGCACAAUGAUAGCGAAUGUAAUGGCUUCUUUCUCAGCAACACUAACAGAGACCUCAUCGAAUGUACCUCAAUUGUUCCUGCAAAACAUCUCUUGGUUCAGCAACAAGUCGCAUGUUUCUUCGAACUUGGAAGUUUUACAACCUUUUUGGGUUAAUUUGUUGAUACUCAUCUUCAAGUCUUUCGUAAUGGGUACUAUAAUAAUUAUGGCUGUGCUCGGAAAUGCGCUAGUUAUUAUAAGUGUUCAUCGUCAUAGAAAACUGAGAGUGAUCACGAACUACUAUGUUGUCAGUUUGGCAAUGGCCGAUAUGUUAGUUGCCUUGUGUGCUAUGACUUUUAAUGCAAGUGUCGAGUUAACGGGAACCUGGCUUUUCAGUCCUUUCAUGUGUGAUAUGUGGAACUCUUUCGACGUCUACUUUUCUACGGUGUCUAUUUUGCAUCUGUGUUGCAUAAGUGUCGAUCGAUACUAUGCUAUUGUCCGACCUUUGGAGUACCCAAUCACCAUGACGCAUCGGACCGUCACUUUCAUGUUGGCCAAUGUAUGGAUUCUACCUGGAUUCAUUAGUUUCAUGCCCAUUUUUCUGGGUUGGUACACGACAGAUGAGCACCUCGAGUUCCAGAAACAGCAUCCCCAUAUCUGUAAUUUCGUUGUAAAUAAAUAUUACUCACUAAUAAGCAGUUCGAUGAGUUUCUGGAUACCCGGUGUUGUGAUGGUAACGAUGUACUUCAGAAUAUAUAAAGAGGCGACAAGGCAAAGGAAGGCUCUAUCUAGAACGUCUUCGAAUAUUAUUCUCAACUCAAUCCAUCAACACCGCACAUCAUACAGAGAAAGGUACAAUGAAAGGUUUGGAGAUCACUUUUUGCAUCCAUCAGAUGGGGAGCUUACUACAGUAGGACAAAUAAAUGGAAGAAGAAGUACAGGCUCAGGAUCUGCAAUCUCGUAUGGGACGACAUUGACGGAGUUUAACACUGCCAUGAACACAGGAGACAACAGUAAGGCUGCUACAGAACUCAACAUCAAUGGUACCACAAUCAAACAACAGUCGAAAACUUGGAGAGCUGAACACAAGGCAGCCAGAACUUUGGGUAUCAUAAUGGGGGCGUUCAUGUUAUGCUGGCUUCCUUUUUUUCUUUGGUAUGUUAUAACAACAUUAUGUGGAGAAAAAAGCUGCCCCACACCAGACUGGGUUGUAGGCAUGCUCUUUUGGGUAGGCUACUUCAACUCGGCCCUGAAUCCCCUAAUUUAUGCUUACUUUAAUCGAGACUUCAGGGAGGCUUUCAAGGAUACCCUUCUUUGUACAAUGCCGUUCUGUUUCGCGUGUUGGAAAAAUUCACCGAGAUAUCUCUAGCCUCAAGAUUUGUCGCCGGCUUGCAGAGAUGAAAGACUUUGAGUCUUUAUAUCUUGUAAAGUCGAAGCGGCUAGCUACAGCAGCUUUGUAAGGUUGCGCAAUAAUUUAGAACUGCUCACAAGUGUUUCGUUGCCUAGUUGUAAUGAUUAAUAAGAUUGGAUUCAUAUAAAAGAAAUCCUCUGAAAUAGAAAUAUUUUAAAUGGUAUCUACCAGUAGAAAAAACAGAUGAGAUUUCUUUCUCAAUAUUCGAUCAUUAUUGUUGAAUGGAACAUAAUGGAUAUUUUAUUUGAGAGACCUUUCAUGCCACUUUCUUAUUCGCAUCAGACACGCAGUGAGUAAAUUCGUUACAUAAGAAUAUAUUAUAUUGAUUUAUUUUCACAUAUUUUGAUAUUGAAUUGACGAUUGAAAUAAACAAUCAUUUUCAUGAAAAUCAUAUAAUAUGUUUUUAGUACAAUUUUUAGUGAAUACGUAAUAUCGUAUUCAAGCAAUUAUUGAAUUUUCUAAUUUUUCACAAUAAUUACUAUGUUUGAUUCGUUUCGAUAGAUUCGACCAAGUUAAUAAUAACUCACUUUCAACUACUUAUUACCGACGAAACUUUUCAAAAUAUUUUCCCUAUUUUGUUUUUUCAAUUCUUCACCAUUCAACAAAAAAUAUCGAUAUGAAUAAUAUAUCUACGAAGCAAUAUUCUAAGACUUUGAAAGAAUAAACUACGUCAUAAAAGACUAUUGAUUGAAACAUAGAUUUAUAUACGUAAAUGUGGGAAACUUGUUGAAUUCAAAAGUAGAAAUGCAAUGAUAAAUCAAUGAUGGUCAAUUUUGACCUUCUACCAAUAUAAGAAAUCCUACAUUGUUAUAUUCUUACAAAAAGCAAUAUAAAUAUUAUUGAUGAUGAAAUAGUACAAGGAAAUUUAUCUUCAUCAUUGUUCAAUAAGUUUCCCUCUAUACUUCUGUGAUAUUAUAAAAAUUCAGAGAAGAGUUGUGAGUAGAAGUUAUGGAAUGUGUGAUAUAUUAGAGUGCUUGUUACAGUAAUUGAAUAUUAUUUUAUAGAAUUUUUCGAGAAGAAAAGAAUACCAUUGUAACCUCCAAUUACUACGAUAACUACCCACUUUCAUUUCAGAAUUUCUCGAGAAUAUGAGCAGAGCAAAGUACAAGAAGGUAUUUGAUUAAUGAUUUUUUAAAUAUUUCUAGUCAAGAAACGUAAGGAUACUAUUUUUUUGAAAUACAUUAUGCACUCAAUAUCUUGAGAAGAAUUUGGUUGCGAAAGUAUUCAUAGAUAGGUUAUAUUUAAUCUCGUUUUAAUUUUUCCAUCAACACACUUUCUGUCUUCACUUCCUCAUUACUCUCAAGUGUUGAAUAAUAAUGAUACCGAGUUAUUAAAUUGUAGUGCUGAUGCUCAUGCAAUGUUAUUUUUUUAACCUGUAAAUAAAUUGUACCUAUAUUGAUGAAAAGACAAUCUUCUAGGCCUAUUUUGUCGGAUUAUUUUCAUUGUUGAGGGAUUUAUUGAAAUUCAUGUUAUAUGUCAAGUAUGAUAAUACAAAUAAACAUAUCGUUUGUUAA
This is a messenger RNA of Coccinella septempunctata (seven-spotted ladybird), 3449 nucleotides long. RefSeq names its product octopamine receptor beta-3R-like. Bases 553 to 1893 code for a protein of 446 amino acids. Gene Ontology annotation, cellular component: membrane. The record is from RefSeq and is a predicted model, not a curated record. Gene Ontology annotation, biological process: adenylate cyclase-activating adrenergic receptor signaling pathway. Gene Ontology annotation, molecular function: octopamine receptor activity. NCBI's taxonomy places the organism in Eukaryota, Metazoa, Arthropoda, Insecta, Coleoptera, Coccinellidae. The transcript has 6 exons.